AGAACCACAACAGCAGCUUGAUGCUAAAAUAAUCUUUGUAUGAUUAAACAUUAAAUUAGUGACUGAAAGCAUUUAAACUCUGAAACAACGACGGCGACUUUAUUUGUUUUACACAUUUAGAGCAUGAAGACGAUUUAAUGUGAUUUACGGUUUUGAUAGAAAUAUUGAAGAAUGGAUCAUUAAAAUAAAAAGUUAAAAAGAACUGAAUUUAAAGUCUGGAUGUGAAGUUUUGACGACUCAGAACAGGCGGAUCUUUACCUGGAUUUAAAUGAAGUCUUUCAGCUGAUCAGAGGGUUUCUGGAAGUCUGUUGUAGAUCUGUGGAGCAUAGAAGCUGAAUGCAGCUUCUCCAUGUUCGGUGUGGACAGGUGACUCGAGGGGUCACCUGGAUACGGGGUCAGGAGGUCAGCCGUGUAUUUUGGGGCUAAAUUAUUCAAAGUUUUGUCCUGAAAUUGAGUCGUAGCAGCUGGACUUAAACUCUUCUGUGAAAACUUUUGCCGCUCAUCCAGGUGUCUUCAUCAGAACCAACACCUGGAUGGACGAGAGCAGCUUUAGUUAGUAACUUCGAGCUUUUAUGGAACGUAUUCAGUCCUGAAUAAAAGCAGAUCUGUGACGUCUGUUAAAGCUUUUAUUGAAUGGAAACAUUUUUCAUGUCUGCUGUCCUGAAUCCACCCAGAGAAAUACUGUUUGGAUAAUUCCUUGGAGAAAUACUUUUCUACCAAUAAAACCCUAAAAUAUAAAAAGUUUGCUCAAAGAUAUAAGAAAAUAAAACUUUAUUUAAUUUUUUCACAAUAUUUAACGACCAAAAAUUGUGAUUAAACUCUCAGAAAUAUUUGUUUCUUUUUCAUUCAAAACUAGCAGGCAUCUCUAAGUAAUCCCGUUACUCCUCCAGUAAAGUUACUAGGAUAACUCCACCCGCUGAGUAAACUCCUCGCGACCUCAUUGGCUGUGGGGCUUCCGGAAGCAGCCAAUCGGAGCGCGGCAGCGCCGGUUGAUAGAGCCCCGCGCGGAGGCUGGCCCUCACAGUCCGGAUCGGAUCAGCUGAGAUCCUCAGGGCCGAUUAGAGCGCGCGCGCGGAUGUACUUCAGCACGACUGACAGAGCCGCUGACCGCCGCUGCACCUGUGCAGGCUCAAGCAGCGUGUGAACCCGGAGGACGCCCGGAGGACGCCCGGAGGACGCCCCGAGCCCGCCGGCCAUCAUGUCAGAAAACGCCGGCAGCGAGCUGGAGAUCGACGUGGAGAGUCUGGAGACGGAGAGCGACGAGCCCGCGGAGCCCUGCAGCCGGCCCGACGGCCCCGAGGACGGCGGCAAGCCGGGCCCCAGCGGCCUGAGCUCCGGGGACCAGAGGAAGCUGAGCCGGACGCCCAAGUGCGCCCGCUGCCGGAACCACGGCGUGGUGUCCUGCCUGAAGGGCCACAAGCGCUUCUGCCGCUGGAGGGACUGUCAGUGCGCCAACUGCCUGCUGGUGGUGGAGCGGCAGCGGGUGAUGGCGGCGCAGGUGGCGCUGAGGAGGCAGCAGGCCACGGAGGUGAGAGCCGGGACGGACCGCGCUGAUGAUGGGGAUAAGAAGGGGAUUUCUGGGAAACAGAUCCCAGCGGAGCGGCGGAUCUAUCAGCGGCACAUCCGGCCGUCCACCAUGCUGGCCAAAAGCAUCCUGGAAGGAUACCGUCCGGUUCAGCCCGACCCGUUCCUGGCUGCCAGCCCGUCUCUCCCCCCUCCCCUGAGCGACCGUAUGAGGAAGCGGCGAGCCUUCGCCGACAAGGAGCUGGAGAACAUUAUGCUGGAGCGCGAGUACAAAGAGCGGGAGCUGCUGGAGAACAGCCCGGCGCCGGCGGGCCCGCUGCUCUUUCCCGGCAGCAUGGUGCACCACGCUGCCGAGUACAACUCCUACAAGACGGCGUACGCCCCGGCAGCUCCGGUGGAGCCGCAGCCUAAGGAGCUGUGCGGCUUCCUGGGUCCGAACUGCCUGGAUCUGUCCAUGCAGUACCCCGCCGGCUCUGCCAACGUGGAGCUCAUCUCCUCCAACGUCAACGUCACCACGUACCGCCACUACCCGCUGCAGCCGCCCCGCGCCGGCUUCAUGAUGUGGCCCCGCGGGGCCGCCAACCUGGGCGAUGCUCUGCUGUAUCAGCAGUGUCUGUUCAACGCCACGGCGGUGCAGAACAUGAAGCCCGGCGCCGUGUGGGAGCCCAAACUGAUGCCGGCCGAGAGCCAGGCGCCGGAGCAGGAGCUCAUGGCCAAACUGGAGGGGUCCAGGGUCGCCGCCCUGCAGGACUCUGUGGACACUCAGCGGGUUGACCCCAAACCCCCCACCGCCCCCCAGGCGGGGCAGAAGGAGUCGGCCUUCUCUCCUCUGAAGAGGGGCCUGGGACAGUCGCUCCUCAGCAGCCCUCACUCCCAGAACCCCGGCGCCGCCCGAAACAAGCCCAGCAAAGACGGGUCGAGGCUCGCUGUGAAGCUCAACUCCUUUCACUCCCUCAUCCAGCACUCCCUGAGCGAGAAGGGCGGCGGGGGGUCCGGGCCGGAGCGCCGGACGCCCUUCUGCAAGGAGCUGCUGGAGGAGGCGGCCCGCAAGUUCAAGGACGCCAAAUCCUCCGAACGCUACGCCAAAGACUUCCUGGGCAAGCCCGUCGGGAGCAAGACGGGCCCCGGCGAGGGGCUGUCCUUUUCUGUGGAAGCCAUACUGAAGCGGCCCCCCCCUCUAUGAGCCGGACUCUCCCCACCCCCCCUUUGUUGCACUAAAACGUCGGGUUCUCCUCCAGUUCUGGCUCAUGAAAACAGAACAAAUGAGUCUGAAAAGGCCUCCUCUGUGUAAAAUGAAUGUACAGAUGUCCUCAUGUGCAUGUCUAUUAAUGUUAUUGUUAGAGUAUUUAAGCAUUAUUCUGUCAAUAAACUUUUCUAAAAACACUUCA
Messenger RNA from Oryzias melastigma (Indian medaka), 2912 nucleotides. It is a transcript of the gene dmrt2a, whose product is annotated as doublesex and mab-3 related transcription factor 2a. Bases 1199 to 2707 code for a protein of 502 amino acids. Gene Ontology annotation, biological process: sex differentiation; regulation of transcription by RNA polymerase II. Gene Ontology annotation, molecular function: RNA polymerase II cis-regulatory region sequence-specific DNA binding; DNA-binding transcription factor activity, RNA polymerase II-specific. The transcript has 4 exons. The record is from RefSeq and is a predicted model, not a curated record. Lineage: Eukaryota; Metazoa; Chordata; Actinopteri; Beloniformes; Adrianichthyidae. Gene Ontology annotation, cellular component: nucleus.